AUGAUUGCUCUCGGGGCGUUCUACUCAGCUGGCCAAGUCACCCGAUCAACCUAUAUCUGCUUCGAGCCGUUGGACAGCCAUUCGUGGACACUGGCGCUACAGCUGAUCUCCCUGAUCCUCGAUGCCAUGAUCAUCGUUCUCCUUUGGAGGGUCAUGGCAUGGACGAGGACCAUCAAACUACGCCUGUCAACCCUCGGCGUAGUUCUAAUCGCGUCUUCCGUAUCAACGGGGCUUGUCGGGGCCGGUAGCGCUGCCUUUGAAGUCACCUCCCACUUCAGUCUGGCCAUCGGCUCCGUCUACAGUUUCGAUAUAUUGGUCGACAGUAUUGCUUUCGCUCUUCUUGCCAUUUUUGCGGCAGCUUGGAUCUGCGAGACAUCACCGCUGCUGCCAUCCAGCACCGUUACUGUGCUGGUCGGCACAUUGAACUUCUGGACAAGUGCGGCAACAUUUGGUGACUGGGUGCACACGCAGCGCUACGCAAUCCUUAUUCCGGGAUGGUGCACUUUAUUGAGCUUCGGAUUCUUUUUGCGCUUUCAGGAGGUGAAGAGCGUCGUUUGGAUGCCGCGCAGUCCGCUUGCUUUCCUGCUAGUAAUGCUGGGCAUUGCUAUCACCAUGCGCCAAGGUAUGAAGGGCACGCCUUCAUACCCAAGGCAUCCAAUCAGCGAUCUGAUCUACAAGGCCAACAUUGAGCACGAUAGAUGGGUCACUAAAGCUACCUCUAGCGACACCGUGAAGGUGGGUGCCAAAAAUUAUGAGGAGCUCCAUGGAGGCAAGGUGGCGCCUCCCAACUUUGACAAGUGGUAUGAAUACGCCCACGGAUCGAUUGUUAUCGAUUCUUUUGAUCAGAUUGACGCAGACCUUCAACCCUUCUGGAACUACCCGCCUUCCGUUCUUAGGGAUCGAGCCGAAGCUAUAAUUCAGGGGCCCGGCAUUGGAGCCAUCCGCCUCAAGGAUGGUCUGGCCAGCCACAGCGACUCAGGGGCGGAGGCCAGCGACGCCGAUUUGCAGCAACUCACAGCCAUGAUAAACAAGUUUGCAAAGAACUUGCCCGACAUGGUUCUUCCCAUCAAUCUUGGCAGCGCCCCUCGAGUACUGCCGCCGUGGGAGGAGACAACAGGUCACUACGACGCGACAUUGGGCGGUAUGGUAGACCCGAUGACAAAGAGGUCGCCCGUUGCGGUCAAUGACACAGAAAACUCCGUCGAUCUACGAUCACCAGCACAAGCAUUGCCUGCUACUGCUGAAACACCGGGCAUUUCAUCGAAUGAAUACCGGGAGAUGCUUCUGGGUGCCUGUCCGCCCAGCUCUCGCAGCAGGACACAACCUCAAUGGGACGCAUCGCGUUUCUGCGUACACUGUAUUCGUCGGCACUCGAAGCAUGGUUUCCUCACCAAAUGGGACAGGUCACUUCAAACAUGUGCCCAGCCCGAUCUCCGGAAUCUGCAUGAUCUCUACAUGACGAGCCCGAUCUCAGAACCCAUCCGGAAGCUCGUGCCACUGUUUAGCCCAUUCAAGGUGGAUGUUUACAGUGACAUCUUGGUCCCGCUUCCGCGAGCAACGCUGGGCGGCGACCCGGAUAUGCCAUGGACCUUUAAGCGAAGAUACGAUUCGCUGUAUUGGAAAGGGAUGGUAGGACAGCGGGACACCAAUCCACAAGCCUUGCGAGGUAGUCAGAAGUAUAGGCUCCUUCAUCUCUUCCUCAGCCCCAACAGUCGGGACAAGGUUACCCUGCUGCUACCCAGGAACAAAGAUCAGACAAGUUUUGGCUAUGAGCCAACAUCGGCUGCACAGGCGGGCAGUGUGGCGCCCUUUGACAUUGGUAUUGGAGGCUUCUCCGACUGCAACAGCACGCACUGCGAUGUUGUAAAGACUGCAUUUGGCGCCAGAGAGGAGACACAAGAGCCGCUCGAAUAUCGCUACGUGCUCCUGCUGGACGAGGAUGGUGCACCGCCAAGUCAGCUCAUGCGGACGAUUGGCUCGGGCAGUGUCCCCUUUGUGUCGACCAUUUUCCGUUCGUGGUACACCGAGCGACUGCAGCCUUACUUGCAUUUCGUGCCGGUCGAUCCACGUUUCCACGCGCUGCACUCCACGUACCUAUAUUUCACGGGGACGGAGAAGCGAGUUGGUAUCAACGGCAGAGAUACCAUGAUGAAGGCACGCGACGAUGAUGGCGAAUAUAUCGCCAAACAGGGACGCAAGUGGGUAGAACAGGCUUUGACCGAUAAGGACAUGGAAGUGUAUCUGUUUCGACUGCUCCUCGAAUGGGGACGGCUCAUUGAUGACGAGAGAGAUACCAUCGGGUAUCAAAAGGACGACCAAGGCGUGUACAAUAACGUUGGGUGGACAACGCAGGGGAGCGUAUCUUGA
This is a messenger RNA of Emericellopsis cladophorae, 2367 nucleotides long. Its product is annotated as Beta-1. The record is from RefSeq and is a predicted model, not a curated record. NCBI's taxonomy places the organism in Eukaryota, Fungi, Ascomycota, Sordariomycetes, Hypocreales, Bionectriaceae. The transcript has a single exon. Bases 1 to 2367 code for a protein of 788 amino acids.